This is a messenger RNA of Lactuca sativa (garden lettuce), 1979 nucleotides long. RefSeq lists its product as uncharacterized. NCBI's taxonomy places the organism in Eukaryota, Viridiplantae, Streptophyta, Magnoliopsida, Asterales, Asteraceae. Gene Ontology annotation, cellular component: membrane. The record is from RefSeq and is a predicted model, not a curated record. Gene Ontology annotation, molecular function: metal ion transmembrane transporter activity. Gene Ontology annotation, biological process: metal ion transport; transmembrane transport.
GUAAAAAAACUAAAAAGUGCAUCCAAGAGGAGUUUUGCUUUCUGGCUUCGACAGCUGCUGUGCUCGAAGUCAUGCGUACAUUGGACGCUUAUCUUCUACACCGACGGUGGGAAUCACUUCGCGAAACCACAUUCUCCGACCACCCUCCGCCUUCAACAACCUCCCUCUCGCUGCCUGUCUAAGCAUGGGUAGUACUAUCAAAGAGGACCAAUGUAUGCCUGAUGAAAAACUGGAACAACAUACAAAUCAUUACAACAAGGAAAUCAUGGCAGGUAGUGAGCUAUGGACAGAUGGACUCUUAUGUGCUUUUGAAUACGUGAAGGGUCAAAGAAGAUCAGAAAAGUCAAAAUCACACACAAAACCCCAACCAGCUCAUAAACCAAACAGCCAUAAAAUAAUGACCAAAUCAUCUCUUCAAGAACUUGAUGAUGGUUAUUCAUCAGAACCCACACCUCUUACAGAAAUCUGGAAUGAAAAUAUCCAGCAUUGGAUCCCAAUUGGUUGGGCAAGAAUAUCUGAACUUGUUGAAACAGUGCAAAUCAAUGAUGACUGGACCUCACAGCAGUAUGAUUUCACGGAUGAUGAAGAUGAUCGCACAACUGCAGAUUUAGCUGCCCCCUAUUGGGAGCGGCCAGCUGGACCUAUAUGGUGGUGCCACGUGGAUGCAAGCCACCCACACAUUAGUUCCUGGCUUACUAAUGCUUCAUGGUUGCAUCCUGCAAUAAGUAUUGCUUUGAGAGAUGAAAGCCGGCUUAUAAGUGAAAGGAUGAAACACCUUUUAUAUGAGGUCCCAGUUAGGGUUGCUGGAGGUUUAUUGUUUGAACUUUUGGGUCAAUCUUUUGGUGACCCGUAUAUUAAGGAAGAUGAUGUACCAGUUGUGCUUCGUUCAUGGCAAGCUCAAAACUUUUUAGUCACUGCAUUGCAUCAAAAAGGAGUUACAUCAUUCUUAAAUGUUUUGGGUGUCAUAGAAGUUCAGGAACUUCUUUUUGGUGGUGGUAAUAAUAUACCAAGGACAAUACAUGAGGUGAUAGCACUUUUAGCCAGCCGGCUUGCACGAUGGGAUGACAGAUUAUUUCGGAAGUCUAUAUUUGGGGAAGCUGAUGAAGUGGAACUGAAGUUCAUUAAUAAGAGAAACAAUGAAGAUUUGGAUCUUUUCAUUAUAAUCCUUAACCAAGAAAUCAGAAGGCUAUCACAAGAGGUUAUUAGAGUCAAAUGGUCAUUACAUGCAAGGGAAGAAAUUGUGUUUGAACUUGUUCAACAUCUGAGAGGAAACACAACCAAAAUGUUGCUUGAGGGCAUAAGAAAAAGCACAAGGGAGAUGCUUGAAGAGCAAGAAGCAGUUCGUGGUCGCAUUUUUACAGUUCAAGAUGUCAUGCAGAGCACCAAACGAGCCUGGUUGCAGGAUAGAAGCACAAGGGUGACACAUAAUUUAGCUGUGUUUGGUGGGUGUGGGCUAGUUUUGUCAAUCAUCACGGGAUUAUUUGGGAUCAAUGUUGAUGGAAUCCCUGGAAGCGAAAAUACACCAUAUGCAUUUGGUCUAUUUUCAGGAAUGAUGUUCUUGAUAGGGAUCAUCUUAAUUGCAGUUGGGUUGAUAUAUUUUGGACUUAAACAGCCAAUCACUGAAGAACAGGUUCAAGUAAGAAAACUGGAGUUGCAAGAACUUGUCAACAUGUUUCAGCAUGAUGCAGAGACUCAUGCUCAGGUUCGUAAACAUGAAUCUAGGAACAAUCGUACCAUAAAGGAUGCAAAUUAUAUUGUUAUUAAUUAGCAAAUUUAAAACAUAAAUAUCUGUUAUUGUGGUAUAAAAAGCAAAUUAAUAACAUCUGGAAAAUGUAUACGUAUACGGCAUGAAUUGAUAGUUGGUGUAGAAGUAUAUGUUUUUUCUUACAAUGGAAAUAAGUUGUUUCAACAAAAUUUUGUAAUCUUGGCAUUUCCUUUAUUGGAUAAAUAUAGUGUUGUCAUGAUAGAACCUCUUAUAA